Molecule: messenger RNA, 1161 nt
Organism: Egretta garzetta (little egret)
Lineage: Eukaryota; Metazoa; Chordata; Aves; Pelecaniformes; Ardeidae
Gene: NKAPD1
Product: NKAP domain containing 1
Exons: 4
Coding region: 16-828 (270 amino acids)
Source: RefSeq, a predicted model, not a curated record
CAGGAAGAGACCGAAAUGUGGAAAAUAAGGGAGUGGGAGAAGCAGACAGAAGAGACUUACUGGAAAAGGCAAAGCAGAAUGCUGUCAGACACCUCCAGCAGUCGGAUGCGCAGCGAUGGCUUUGAUGAGGAGGGCCACAGGGCUGACUGGAAAACAAGGAACUCGCAAUUUCUUGACCCAGUUGAAGAUGAUCUCCUUAGGGCCCGAUCCUGGAAUAAAAAGCUGUAUGAAUGUGAAGCCAACAUGCCAGACAGGUGGGGUCACAGUGGCUAUAAAGAGUUGUAUCCUGAAGAAUUUGAUACAGAUAGUGACCAACAAGAGGGAGAUGAAAAAAAUGUUAUCAAUGGGAAGAAGAAAUCUCAUCUGGGAAAGCAAACUGCCCGUGAGUCACACAAACGGAAAAAAACAAAGAAAUCGCACAAGAACAAGCAAAAAAAGCGAUCACACAAAAAGCGAAAGAAAAAGAAAAAGGAGCAAGGCAGAACAUCAUCAGAUUCUUCCUGGGAGAGCGAGUGCUCAGAAGAGGAGACUUCAAGCACCCGGAAAGGGAAACACAAGCGCAAGAAAAAGACCAGGAAAGUGCCUGCCAGGGAACCCACCUCUUCUGGGCGGGAAAGUGACUUUUCUCAUGCAAGCAGCUCAACCACCAGCAGCUCUGAGGACACUGAAUCUGAGGAGAAAAAAGAGAAACGGCCCCCAAAAAAGAGAAAGAAACGUCACAAUUCUGUGUCAGAGAGGCAAAUUGAGGUGCCAGAGAAGAGGAGCAAGAGGAAGAACUGGAAAGUGGCUGCCGACGAAAAAUCGGAGGAUAGCUCAGAUGAGGACUGAUGAGUCUAGGCUGAAGCUCAGACAAUAAGGUAGAGGACAGAGGCAGGUAUUUAUCUUUCAGCGCUGCCCCACGGUACAACUUGUUUCAACACUGUGGUUUAUAUACAUCCUGCCAACCCACAGUGGAGAAACUGAGCCGUGGCGGCCUGCAGUAGGUGCCCACUUGCUUUUCAUUGACUUGACAUUCAGAAAAACCAGGGGAGCAGUUGCCUGUCUCACAGGUUGGCUAUUCCUGCCAACUUCUGAUUCUUUUUCUGUGAUCAGGUUGACCUCUGAUGCACGAAAAUGUUAUAGGCUAUCUGCAGGGGGAAAACAGGCAUGUUUGCACCUCUU